Molecule: messenger RNA, 783 nt
Organism: Salmo salar (Atlantic salmon)
Lineage: Eukaryota; Metazoa; Chordata; Actinopteri; Salmoniformes; Salmonidae
Product: T-cell ecto-ADP-ribosyltransferase 1-like
Molecular function (GO): NAD+ poly-ADP-ribosyltransferase activity; NAD+-protein-arginine ADP-ribosyltransferase activity
Source: RefSeq, a predicted model, not a curated record
AUGAUUGGCUCUGAAGUUUAUACUAGGGGCCUCAAGGUUCAUCCCCGUCAGCCUGGUCUCAAUUCCCCCAUACCCUUAGACAUGGUCCCUGACUCUGUUGACAUGUAUAAAGGCUGCAUUGAAAAAAUGGGCAAAAAGGUGAAGGAAUAUCUUCGAAAUGAAACCAAUGCAGGAGGGUUCUUUGAACAAGCCUGGACGAAAGCAGAAAAAUGUGCCUCAAAAAAUUAUUCAGUGAACCAAAAACUAGACAAACUUAGUCACAAUCAUAUCAAGGCUAUCUGUGCUUACACAGGAGGUCAACCUAAGAUAUACCCAGCGUUCAACCAAGCAGUCCGGACCAAUAGAACAGAGUACACAACCUCCUUCCAGUUCCACUCCCUGCAUUUCCUGCUGACUGAUGCUCUCCGCCUCCUGAAAGAAAACCAACAGGGCUGUCACACCACAUACCGGAGAACCAACAUGGAGUUUGGCGGUAAAGUGAACAAGGAAAUCAGAUUUGGCCUCUUUGCCUCCAGCUCUUUCCUAAAGAAUUUGACACAUUUUGGAGAGAACUCCUGCUUUGAGUUAAAGACAUGUUUUGGCACUGACCUGAAGUCCUACCCAGAGAUGGGGAAUUAUGAAAAGGAGGUGUUGAUUCCACCGUAUGAAGUGUUCAAAGCUACUGCCGUGCUGAAGAAAGAAAAUGAUGAAAACCUUUGGUGUGAUGUUGUGUACAAACUAAAGAGUAUCAACACACUGAGUAACGUGAAUUGUAACAUUUUUACCAAGCCAACUAUUAAUUAA